This is a messenger RNA of Scutellospora calospora, 266 nucleotides long. Lineage: Eukaryota; Fungi; Glomeromycota; Glomeromycetes; Diversisporales; Gigasporaceae. The record is from the annotation of a GenBank genome assembly.
AAUAUCUUAUUACAAAUGCUGCAUCUACUACCCAAUAUUUAAAUCUUGUCCAAUAUUUCAAUACUGCUAAUUCAAUCCAAAAUAGAAUUAUUGAGAAAAUCAUUGUUCCUAGUGCACCACCACCAAAUGCUGUGGCACAAAAGAAAGCAAAUAAAAUCAUUAAUAAAACGAAUGAAGAAAUUGCAAAAUAUCAAGAGGAUUAUAAUUUGACAACUGAUUCUGAGGCCAAAUAUGAGCUAAUAGAUCGCAUACAAGACCUUAAAUAA